ACACUGCUCGCAGCUGAUUUUUCUUCAGAACGUCGGGGAAAUUGGGAAAUCGGGAAAUAGGAAUAAACUGGCUGGGAUCGCGUUCGGUUCGACUGGCGCACGGAAAACGAAAACGAAAACAAAAACCAAGCUGAACGUGAAUGGCGCAGCCAACUGAGACUCGCACAAUGCAAUAAAAACAGUGAAUAAAACUAAAAGACAAGAAUUAAUUUCGCAAUAAUCACUGCAAACAAAUUGAAACCGCGUGUUUUUCGUUUCGCUUCUCCCGCUCUUUUCGUUGCACUCCUCCUCCCACACUCUUCGCCCGAUGCAGUUGCGAGUGCGUGUGUGUGCGCGUUCUUAAAAUUUAAAUUCAAUGAAUUCGGCAGGCAGUGCAAUUAAAGCGCAACUGAAAAACAAAAGUGAAUUUACCACGUGCGCCGCUCUCUCGCGUCUUUGAGUUCAGUUGUUGUAGUUGUAGCCGCUUUCGUUUUGUUUUGCUGGCGUCUCGCUCUAACAAUUCCCUCUGCCCGAUUUACCGUUGCCCAGCCGCCGAGCAACCGGCGUUUGAAUAACCCAUUGGAUUAGGAUCCACUAACGGGACACCCACACAAGGACAUCAAAAUGGUGCAGGCUCUCGACUACGACUGUGAUGUGCAGGGCCAGGACAUCCCGCAGGCCAUCCAGCUGCUUGGCGAGAUGAACAGCAAUGUGAAACAGGUGACGGAUCUGGUGGAGGGCAUGCUGCAGCGGGUCAAGCGAGGCGAACUGACCACGGAGUACGGCCUGAGCUUCCUGGAGGUCAAGUACCACAUGCUGCUCGACUACUUGAUCAAUCUCACCUACGUGGUACUGCGCAAAUGCUCUGGCGAGACCAUCGAGGGUGAUCCCUCCAUCGAGCGUCUGAUUGAGAUUCGCACAGUGCUGGAGAAGAUUCGGCCUAUAGAUCACAAGCUGCGCUACCAGAUCGACAAGCUGGUGAAGACAGCCACCACAGGCGUGUCGAGCAGUACAGAUCCCAUACUAUACAAGCCCAAUCCAGAUGAUAUGAUGAGCAGUGCAGCCGGAGCAGGUCGCAAUGGGGAUGAUGAUGCGGAAGAUAGCAGCGAUGGGGAUGAUGACGAUGAUGAUGAUGAGGAGGAGGACGAUGAGGAUGAGGCCGGAGCAGCGAAAAUGCCGCGCAAGGCGGCCACAGCCGGGAAAUCCGGAGUGUAUGUUCCGCCGCGCAUAAAACCAGUUUACUACGAUGGCGAUGAACGUGAUGCCGACAAGGAGAAGAAGGCCCUGGACCGGGCCAAGAAGCGGGCCAUUACGUCUUCCAUGUUGCAGGACCUGAAGGAGGAAUACUUGGACGCCCCAACUGAGAUAUCAUCUGGUUCGCGGGCUCAGCAGCUGCUGUCGAAUGCACAGAAGGAGAAACAGGAGUACGAGGAGACCUACUUGAUGCGUUUGCCGGUGACCAAGGCGGAGAAGCAUCGUCAGCGCAAACUGACCACGUUGGGCACACUUGGCGAUGAAAUCCUCGGGGAGAUUAGUCGGGAAUCAGCCCUGCGCGGCGAUGGAAGCAAAAAGCGCAAACUGGCCAAGGGAAAAGGCAAAGGAAAGAAACGCGGCGGUAAAAAGCGAAAGUUCCAUUAAUGGGAAGGUCAAAAACCACUAAAUAAGUGACAACAUCUUUUAGGUUACAUAAAAAAAGAAAAAGUUUUAAAGCAGUUAUAUUUUUUAAUGAUUUAAUAAGUUGAGUUUUCCAUUAUUUUUAUCUUAGUUGAUUUAAAGUUUUUAUAUAUUUUUGAGUCUUUAACAUUUAUAUUUCAUUGUGUAAUGUUAAGUUUUUCAAAUUUAUACUGAAUUUUCAUUAAACACUUUCUUAUAUCAUUAAAAAUUACAAAACAAACGUGUUUUUAUUAAUUUGUUGAUUUCAUUUCAAAAAUGACUUUAAAUUAUUUUCAGCUAAUUAAUUUAGAAUGCUUAUCCAGCAUGGCGCUUAAAUGCGUUUAUAAACUAAUAUUCCACAUAAAACACAAAAUAUACAAAAUGCGCAUUGUAAACUGCAUUCAAAUUUAGACCACAAAAUUACUAAUUUAAGUUUAUUCAGAGACCUAAAUUAAAUUCAAAACUAAAAGAAAAUUUAACACUCAAACGAAAUUAAAAACUUAAAGCAAAGGGAAACUUUGUCUAGUACUGUAUUACAAAGUGAACGUAAAUUUUCAAAUUAAAAUUGUAUCUUAAGGCACAGCAAAAUUAAUCAUAAAGACUACAAACGUAUUUCGUUGUUUUUAGGAGUCACAGCUAAAAUUUAAAAACUUUGGGCAAAUGUAAACUAUCGGAGGUUUAUACUUUGGGUACUCUUGUUUUGAAAAAUAUAAAUUAAACCAAAUUCCAAUGCAGUCAGACCUAAAAAAUGCAAAACCAAAACUAGAAACAAAAGAAAAAACAGAACUUCAGUGACAAAAAGCAGAUGCCUUAACAAGAGACCGGUUUACACAGUAAGAAACGAGCGAAACGAGAACAAAUUUUGACGAAAACUUUUAAGUUGGCGUAUAUGAAAGCAACGAUCGAAAGAAAGACUAUAUAAAACUAUAAUAACGUAAGCCCCACCCAAAAACCAAAAUACAAAAAUUAAAAUCGACAGAGAGUAUUUGAUAAACUUUUAAACCAAUACGCGAAAGAAUAGUUAUUUUAGUUUCAACCAAAAAACUCCUAAAAACAACUGAAUUUAGACACGAAAUUUUAUAUAUUUCUUAUAUAUUGAUUAAAUUAAAAUUAAGCAACACACUUUGAAUACCCUUAAGCGAUGAGAUGCUACGUCCACUUUAAAAGUUUUUAAACGUAUGGGAAACACAGAAACUAAACCAAUUUAUGAGUAAAACCUAUUGAAAAGCGCGCAAAGGGGAAAGUGAGGGGUCUAGUUGAAGAACUAUAUUACAAAACAUAUAAUUAAUACAAUUAAAUGUAAAUGAUAAAUAAAAAACAAAGGUAUGUAGUAUUAAGUUAAAGAAGGCAGCAAGCAAACAAGCAAAUCUUUUGGCUUCUACAACAAACUUUGACUAAGGAUGUAAAAUUUCUUCAAAAUUUUUUGAACAAACUUUUGGCUAUAAAUUUAAGAAACAAGCAACGAUGGGCAGACAACCGAAAAUUACCACAUAAAUGCAAUAGAACUCAAAAUUAUUUACAGGCAACAAGCAACAUGAUGUUUUUAAAUGUAAUUAAAUAAAUUAAUUUAAUUAAUUUAUUUAUGUUAAAAGCUGAAAGACUGAAUAUGUUUAAACGAAAACCAAAAUGUAACAAAAACAAUGAAAUGAAAAGAUAUGUACUUUUUCUCAAGUGUGUGUAUGAACUUAAAUAAUUUUAAUAGCCGAAUUUCUAGCACAAAUUUUAAAACGACUAAAGAAAUCAUUGAUUUUUUUCUGCAUUUUAUUUACCGUCGAAAUAUCAUUUUUCUUGUUUCUAUUCAGUGCAAGUUGUUUAUUUCUGUAUAUGUAAAAGAAAGCGGAAAGCAUGAAAACGGAUACAAAAGUUAAAUAUAUUGCAAAUGUAAAGACAACAAAAACAAAGUGAAAACAACCAAACAAAAGUCGCCUUAGCCAAGCACCACAAAGCAAAAAGAAAUGAUAUGAAUCGAAGUGAAAGAAAAAUUUGUAAAACCAAAUAUAAUACUAAACUUAACUACCAUUUAUUUGUUGUAAUUAAAUGUAACUGAUACUCACACAACAGCAAAAACAUCUACAACAGAAUAGUGCAAAAGUUCAAAAAACAAAACCUAUAUGUAAUUUAAUUUUUAUAGCCAAAGAAGAAACGAAUCAGAGGAAAGCAGAAGCGGUCGGAUCCCCAAGGAUGAAUGGAGAAUUUAGUUUUAAGCAGCCCUAAAAAAUUCUGAACAAAAACUAAUUGGUUACUUAGUGAUAACUGCAGAAUAAAUGUUUUAAUCAACCAUACAAAUUCGAGCUUAAAUUAUUUCCAAAAACAAAACCUUAACUUCAGAUUG
This is a messenger RNA of Drosophila suzukii, 3964 nucleotides long. RefSeq names its product neuroguidin. NCBI's taxonomy places the organism in Eukaryota, Metazoa, Arthropoda, Insecta, Diptera, Drosophilidae. Gene Ontology annotation, biological process: maturation of SSU-rRNA from tricistronic rRNA transcript (SSU-rRNA, 5.8S rRNA, LSU-rRNA). The record is from RefSeq and is a predicted model, not a curated record. Gene Ontology annotation, cellular component: small-subunit processome; nucleolus.